This is a messenger RNA of Danio rerio (zebrafish), 2463 nucleotides long. Lineage: Eukaryota; Metazoa; Chordata; Actinopteri; Cypriniformes; Danionidae. The record is from RefSeq and is a predicted model, not a curated record.
AUCAUUAAUCAAUAUUGAUCAAAUCUAAAAAAUAGAUUUGUAAUAGAGUUGUAAUAACUGAUGUAACCUGUUGUGUGCGGCACUAAAGAAAAUGAUAAAACAUUUGGUUUCAUCCUCUUCCCCAAAUCCAAGCCACUGUAGAGCCAAAAAACCACAUCCAUUUGAAGGAAUCCCUGUGUGGAUGUGAUGGAUAGAGCUUGAUCUGUCCACCCACCUAUGAUUUGAUUAUGGUUAGGAUGUAGUAGAUAACGCCUCUUACUCCGCCCACUGACUCAGUUGUUACGAACCAAUAGACUCCACCUACCACAUAUAUUUAAACCAAUAGGAUAGCGGCAGCAUUGCUUGUACCAAUCGUAGCUCGCUGUUGCGCCAACCAAUCACUGUUUGCCUUACAAUAAUACUCAAGGGGUACUCGACCCACUGUUAACAAACCGCUGGUUUAUUGUAAUCAAAACGGGGCUUUUAUUCUGAAAAUCAUCUUUUUUGUGUGCAAAAAAUUUCCUGCUUCCAGUGCUAAGAUCAUGGAUGUGGAAGUGGUGAGUUUCCGUUUGCCUGGACAUGGAGAAACCACUCUAAAUAACAUGAACUCCCUGCGAUCGCAGCAGCACUUCUGUGAUGUCACCAUUGUUGCAGGCGGCAGACGCAUGUUCAGGGGUCAUAAGGUUGUGUUGGCGGCUUGCUCUGUGUUUCUCAGAGACCAGUUUCUCAUGAACCCAACUUCAGAGCUACAGGUGUCGAUGUUGCACAGCUCAGCAGUGGUAUGUGAACUCCUCCAGUCCUGUUAUACAGGGAUACUGCAGUUCAGCGCCAAAGAGAUUGUGAACUACAUGACCGCGGCCAGCUACUUGCAGAUGGAGCAUGUGGUGGAGAAAUGCAGAGGGGCCCUGAGCCAGUACAUGCAGCCCCAGAGCUGCUCCCCGGUCUUGACGUCAAACAAGUCUGUACAGACUGUGAAAUCAGAUGAUUCUGAAUCUAUGCCAGUGAUUGUCAGUGUACGAGGAUCAGAUUCAUCCAGCCUCUUCGAGACAGAGGAUGGAUAUGGGAGUGAUGUCUAUCAGGUCAUAAUUGAUGAACCAGAGAAGACCCCUGAUGCUGAAGAGGAAAACCGAGAAACUGCAUCAGAAGACCUCUGUCAGUUGGACAUGGGCAUAGAGGAGCCUAAUAUGGAGGUUCAAGCUAAAUACGAUGACCUCCAUGGGGAACAACAGUACAGUGAGCGCAAGGGAAUUAAAGGAAGAGGGUUAAAACGCAGGAAGAGAUACGUAUUUAAGAAGGACCGCACAUCCUUAGGGAAUUAUCAGGAUAACUGGUGCUUUCAGACAGCAGAAGAGAUCAUGGGUAAGUCAGAAACAGAUUUUCAGGCUGAUUAUCAGUCCAAUCAGCGUCUCACAGACUGUUCUGUUCACACCGAGUACAAAAAUGAAGGAGGACCAGGAGAAGAUAUAGGCUCUGAUGGAGGUCCUGCACACUUCCGUAUUGAAGCUUCAAGCGGAGAAGAAGAAUUGGGAAUCGGAACACCUUCCAAUGAGCGCGGAGCUACAGAUGAAUCUGUGGUGGGUUCCACAUCCAAUGUAACCGGGCCAGUAGUGUGUGAGCAGUGUGGAUUGGCAUUUUCCUCUACGCAGGACUUGGCGAUGCAUUCCUUAUCAGCACACCAGCAGUAUAUUUGUCCGUGCUGUAGGAAGCAGUUCAGCAACUCCAGGAAUCUCAACCGCCACAUGCUCCUCCAUCGAGAUAAUUCCAGGCUCCCCUCCUGCCCCCUGUGCCACAAGACCUUCACUCAGAAGUCAACAAUGUACGACCACAUGAACGUGCACAGCGGGGAGCGCCCGUACGUGUGCGCAUACUGCCCUAUCAGCUUUGCACACAGGUCUGCUCUGCGCCGCCACCUGUUGGAGCAACAUGGAAAAACCAUGCCCCAAAACCACCAGGAAAUGCAGCGAAAUAAGCAUAGCAUUGGAGAAGGAGUUUAGAUUAGUUUUUUAAAGUUAUUGUUAAAAAGAAAAUACAAAUUUAUUGUGAUUUCUAGAAACAAAUAUUUCUUUCUAUAAUGUGUAAAACACUAUGCAUUUGAGUGCUUUAGCCUGAAGAGACUGACUGACAUUAUACGCGCUUGUAAGGAUAUUUUUUUGGAAAAUGGAAAUUCUGUCAGUGUGUGCUUUUGCUUCCUGUUGUUUCAAACUUGUAAGAAUGUCUCAAAUUUGAAUUACAGCUGCAUGUCAAAAGCCACCUUUCAGAAAUAACACACUACCAAGUGAACUUGGAAACCCAUACACUACUGUUGAUCCAAUUCUACUGUAGUGCAUGUCUACGGGAGAAACCCACGCAAGCAUGGGGAGUACAUGCAAGCAAGACACAGAAAUUAAUCUUGACCCAGCCAGGACUCAAACCAGUGACCUACUUGGUGUGAAGCGACAAUAAUAAUAAUAAUAAUUCCUUACAUUUAUAUAGCGCUUUUCAAGA